AGGAUAUCUCGACACACAAACACAUGCACUUCCACACACUCACAGUCUUUUACUGAAAGUGCUCUGAAAGCUCUUUUGUAGAUCCAAAGAAUGUUCCCUUUGUUCACAACUUAUUUAUCCCACUUCCAUGUCAUUUUGUGUAAGAUGGGUUGGUGACAAUAUUGAGAGGAAGAGUACUAGAAAGACAAGAAGCAGUACACUGUCUGAAUUGAAUGUCAUUCUGGAAAUAUGUUCAUUAGCCGCUUCUAAAUCAAGCAACCCUUCAGAGUUUACUGUAACUGUUUCCCAGAUGGCUGUUGUUGCGCAAUACAUCAUGUGGUUCCCACUGUAGUCACAGACAGAUUUUGACAUGUUUAUUCCUCUCCAACAGCCUGAGCGUAGUUACCCUGUGACGUCUCAUCUGUUGGCAGGUGUUCAGAUAUGUGCUGUAUGUGCUUGUGAAUUUCAGAGCGCAGAUCGCUGUGCAGCAGAGUACCAGGAAGCAGGGCGCAGACAUGAAGGAGGGAAGUGGAGGUUUUCACGCGUGGGGAGUGCUGCUGGUGGGGAUGUGUGCGCUGCUGCUCCUGAGCUCUGCGGGUUUAGUGUCUCUGCUGGUUCGGCAGAAAGAGCUGACGGGGGAGCUGGUCAGGUUGGACGCCCAGAUGCAGGAGCUGUCACAGAGCUGCAAGCUGCAGGCGGGAAUCCCGUCCGGGGACCAUGGAGAGGCUGCAGACCUGAAGACGCUCCGCCGCAGCAGAAGGAACCAGGAGGAAGAACCAACACAAAGUCAAGAGAAGAAGGAUACGCUGAUGCUGAUGUCAUACUCCAUGGUCCCUGUCAAAUCCCUCGUCGACCUGUGUGGCAGCUCCAAAGGACUUUGUUCAACAGGUCCACCUGGACCUCCAGGUUUGCCUGGAAGAGCUGGUUCACCGGGACCAAAGGGUGUGCCAGGCCCGGAGGGGAAAAGAGGCAGAAGAGGACCCCCUGGAGAACCAGGACCUAAAGGAGACCCUGGGUCUCUGCAACUGAAAGGUGAAACCUGCAACAACAUUUUCAGUGAGGGCCCUCCUGGUCCUCGGGGUCCACCGGGUCCCCCAGGCCCACCCGGUCCAGCCUGUCCUGCCUGUCAUUCUAACAAAGAGAGAAAUAAGACCAGGGGACGUGUUCAGCAAACAAACACGCUGAGGGGUAAGUAACCUCUACACUAAACUAGCAUGUUUAUUAAUCACUGCUAAAAACCUCCUCACAGAAUUGACACCAAUGCCCUAAAGAAAAAAUAAGAAAUAUUAGCCUAUUAAGUUCAGCGUGUUAGUGUGGUUGUGGUCCCCUUGAAUUCAUGUUGAUUUCA
Molecule: messenger RNA, 1327 nt
Organism: Seriola aureovittata
Lineage: Eukaryota; Metazoa; Chordata; Actinopteri; Carangiformes; Carangidae
Product: gliomedin-like
Exons: 6
Coding region: 495-1175 (226 amino acids)
Source: RefSeq, a predicted model, not a curated record